This is a messenger RNA of Trichoderma aggressivum f. europaeum, 3885 nucleotides long. RefSeq lists its product as uncharacterized. The record is from RefSeq and is a predicted model, not a curated record. Gene Ontology annotation, molecular function: ATP binding; ABC-type transporter activity; ATP hydrolysis activity. The coding region runs from base 1 to 3885 and encodes 1294 amino acids. The transcript has 8 exons. Gene Ontology annotation, cellular component: membrane. NCBI's taxonomy places the organism in Eukaryota, Fungi, Ascomycota, Sordariomycetes, Hypocreales, Hypocreaceae. Gene Ontology annotation, biological process: transmembrane transport.
AUGACGCGUUCUCAGGAACCCGCUGCUGUUGAGCUUGGGGAAGACCAACACGCUGAAAAAUCUGACAAUGAUGAAGCGUUGCGAACGAGCGAGAAACAAUCCUUGAGUUUUAUCCAAAUAUACAAGAAAAUAAUGAACAUGGUGACUCUUCGCGAGAAGCUGAUGUAUACGGUGGGCAUUCUCGCCGCUAUGGGAUCCGGAACGGUACUGCCUUUGAUGACUCUAAUUUUCGGCAAUUUUGUGUCGGUAUUCACCGAUUUUGCUUUGGGACGAAUCCCCAGCGAGAGUUUCCGAGGCAAAGUAAACCACUAUACACUAUACUUCAUUUACAUGUUCAUCGCCAAGGCAGCAUGCACAUAUAUAUAUAUGUUUCUGUUCACAGUCGUCGCUGCCAGCGUCAAUUCGGCUGUUCGGCAGAAAUAUGUAAAUGUUGUACUCCACCAGCGAAUUGCCUAUCAUGAAACUGUUCUCACAUUGGGAGCCGUCUCCCUCGCCCUCUCCACUCAUUCUAAUACCAUUCGUUCUGGUCUGGCUGAGAAGUUUGGCUUGUCACUCAAAAGUAGCUCUACUGUCGUUGUAGCUUUCGUUGUGGCACUUCAUUCUCAGUGGAAAUUGGCUUUAGUCACGGCUACGAUAAUUCCAGCUGCGGUUGUGGCGGUCGGUAUCACGAGUGUGUUUGACGAGGAGAAAGAAGCGAGCCUCAACGCCAUCAAUGCAGAGGCCGCAACGCUUGCGGAUGAAGUGAUAAGUUCCAUGAGGACCGUCAGAGCGCUCGGAGCUGAAAAGGCUCUAGGCGGCAAAUACGAGGGCAUGCUGAAGCGUGCCAUUGCAAUUGGACUCGCUCGAUCUCUGAUCAAGGGAAUCCAAGCUGGGGUGUACAUGUUCAUCCUUUAUGGAGGAUACGCCCUCGCCUUUUGGUAUGGAUUGAAACUAUAUGUCGAUGGCGAAGCGGCAACGGCUGGUACAGUGAUCACCACUCUUUUCUCUAUCAUGAUUGGUGUAAAUGCUUUUUCCGAGCUCGCUGGCUAUCUUGGACCGUUUUUGCGAAUAAAAUCUGCUGGAGCCGAGAUUUUUGAAGUCAUUGAUUCGGCCCCAACAGCGCGAGUGAGCUCAGGGCAGGAUGAAAGCUCCAAUUAUGCGAUGGGCCAUUUCCAGCAAGACAUUACUUUUGACAGCAUAUCAUUCAAUUACCCAACUCGGAAAAAUGUUACGGUUCUAAAAGGGUUUUCUCUCAACAUUCCUGCUGGUAAAACUACUGCCUUGGUCGGGCCCAGUGGUUCCGGUAAGUCAACCGUUGUCGGGCUCCUUUUGAGAUGGUACGAUGCUGCGAAUGGGCAGAUCAAGAUAGGUGAAUCUGGAUUACAUGAAAUCCCACUUCAGACGCUGAGAGCGAAUAUUGGACUUGUGCAACAAGAGCCUUAUCUAUUCACUGGUACCGUAUACGAAAAUAUCGAGUAUGGAUUGUCAGGAAGCCCAUUGGGGCAGCUACCAGUCGAAGACAAGAAGCGUCUGAUCAUAGAGGCUUGCAAGACUUCCAACGCUCAUGAGUUUGUCACCAGACUCCCAGAGGGAUAUGAUACACCAAUUGGGAACCGAGGCACGAUGCUUUCUGGUGGUCAGAAACAGCGACUGGCUAUCGCUCGAGCAAUUGUCAAAAACCCACCCAUUCUUAUCCUGGAUGAAGCUACGAGUGCCCUUGAUGUGAAUUCAGAGGCAAUCGUCCAACGGGCGCUCGAUAAUGCUCGUGAAAAUAGGACAACUAUAUCAAUUGCCCAUCGCUUGACCACAAUCAAAGCUGCAGACCAGAUUGUGGUGAUGAAAAAGGGCGAAGUUGCAGAGGUUGGUACGCAUAUGAGCUUAUUGGACAAGGAACAUAGUAUUUAUAAACGGCUAUGGGAGGUGCAAAUGUUAUCGCAAAGCCGGCACUCCAUAGAAAGAGAGGAUGAAGAACUAGAAACAGUGGCCAGCGACUCUGUCCUACAAAAGGAACUGACACAGGUGGAAGAUGCAUCUCGUACAAUGUCGGAGCAGACGAGCCAAAAGCUUAAGAGCAGAGGAGUAUUCACUCUCGUUAGCAAAAUCCUUUCUUCUCAAAAGAAGCACUGGUGGGUGUUCUUCAUUAUUUGCGCAUCUGCAACCGUUGGAGGUGCUCUAUUUCCUGUUCAAGCGUUUCUUUACGCCAGAGUGGUGACAUCAUUCCAAUUGACUGGUACUGCCCUCGUAUCUCACGGUAAUUUCUGGAGUCUCAUGUGGUUUAUACUGGCUAUCGCAGUCGGAAUCGGGUACUUGGGUGUAGGAUGGGCGGGAGGAGCACUGGGAGAGCUUGUUGCCCAGGCAUAUCGAUAUGAGUACUUGCGCUCCAUGAUGUCUCAAUCUAUGGCAUUUUUUGAUCUUGAAGAGAAUUCUGUCGGCAGCUUGCUAUCCAGACUUUCGUCAGACCCCGACGCGGUCAACGCACUUGCUGGAAGUAAUCUUGCAGUCAUUGUAACUGUCGGAGUCGCAUUAGUUAGCUGCGUGGUGCUUGCUUUAGCCACAGGCUGGAAACUUGGUCUCGUGGUUCUCUUUGGCGGCUUCCCAUUUAUCUUUGGAGCUGGCGUUGUUCACGAAAGAAUGCAAAAUUCGUUUGAGGAGAAGUCCGGAGCCAUGUUGGCAGAUAGUGUUGGCUUUGCCAGCGAAGCUAUUCAGGCCAUCCGCACCGUGUCGGCGCUGAACACGGAACCGUUGAUCGAAAAGAAGUUUGGAAAGUUGCUGGACGAGUAUAGCCGCAAUGCCUGGCAAUAUGCGGUGCGGAGUAUGACUUGGUUUGCUUUGAGCGACAGCAUUGACUUGUUGUGUAUGGCUCUAGCCUUCUGGUACGGAGGCCGGUUAUUAUCAUUCCAGGAAUAUACAACAACACAGUUUUUUAUCGUGUUCAUAGCCAUCGUAUUUGGAGCUCAAACAACAGGACAAUUCUUUGCCCAUAGUUCAGGUAUAGUGAAACAGUCUCGAGAACUCGCAAUCGGAAUGCUAAUGUAUGGCCAUAUAGACAUAUCCCAAGGUAUAUCGUCGACCCGCGCGAUUCACGAAUUGGAAGAUUCCGUGCCGGAUGUGUCCAGUUUGAAUCAGACGGCGCCAGACAUUUCAGUUCUUAGCCAAGAAACUCCGCUUAUGGAGUUUCGCGAUAUAGACUUUUCAUACCCCUCCAGGUCAUCUCAACGGGUGCUGAAGCACUUCAACUUGAAGCUAUACAAAGGACAAUCCAUCGCUUUGGUAGGUCCUUCUGGGUGUGGCAAGUCCACCAUAAUUCAGCUUCUCGAGCGAUUUUAUGAGCCUCUAGCAGGAGAAAUUAUGAUUGCGGGUACACCAAUGCAGAGCUACGAUCCCGGAGUCACUCGCACAUUAUUUUCGUUGGUCAGCCAGGAGCCAGUUCUAUACCAGGGCACAGUCGAGGAAAAUAUCAACUUGGGAAGAUCCACGCCAUUGACGCCAAACGAACUAGAGCACGUCAUUGAUCAGUCACAACUUCGUGACUUAAUCUCAUCCCUCCCAGAAGGAGUGAAAACAUCAGUGGGAUCUAGAGGUACCCAACUCUCUGGUGGCCAGAAACAACGCAUUGCAAUUGCGCGAGCGAUUGCUAUGGAUGCACCGGUUCUGCUGCUCGAUGAAGCCACCAGCGCCUUGGAUAGUGAGACUGAGCAGCUCAUUCAAGCUGCCAUUAAAGAGGGCACUGCAGGGAAAACUGUCAUAUCGAUAGCACAUCGGCUUUCUACGAUCCAACAUUGCGACUGCAUUUAUGUGCUCGAUGGUGGAAGGAUAAUUGAGAAAGGAACUCACUCAAGCCUCUUGGAAUCGAAGGGUCAAUAUUGGUCCACGGUGAUGGCUCAGAUUGGUGUUUGCGAGUCUUGA